This is a messenger RNA of Eimeria acervulina, 1146 nucleotides long. Its product is annotated as soluble liver antigen/liver pancreas antigen domain-containing protein, putative. NCBI's taxonomy places the organism in Eukaryota, Apicomplexa, Conoidasida, Eucoccidiorida, Eimeriidae. Gene Ontology annotation, biological process: selenocysteine incorporation; conversion of seryl-tRNAsec to selenocys-tRNAsec. Bases 1 to 1146 code for a protein of 381 amino acids. The transcript has 15 exons. The record is from RefSeq and is a predicted model, not a curated record. Gene Ontology annotation, molecular function: tRNA binding; O-phosphoseryl-tRNA(Sec) selenium transferase activity.
AUGCAGCUUAGCUCUGCGGUGUCUGUACAGCUGAGGUGUACGUACACCCGAGGGUUUAUAACAAUGCAAGAAGAAGGUUUAAAUGCAGUGGAGGACUUGUUAGGGGCCUCCUACUGCCGAGUUGCUAAGGAGGCAUUGAAUUCCCAGCGGAUUCUUUUCAACAAGCUGUUAACUCAGCGGCGUCUGCCUGAUGAGGGGUGGACUUCGCUGCAGCUGCAGCAGCUGCUGCUGCAGCUAGCAGCAGCAGAUGCAAACAACUUGCAGCAGCAAGCAUCAGUUGGUUUACGGUCGGGGGAUAUCUUCGCGCUGCAGCCAAAGGCUGUGGGGUCUUCUCUGGCAGCAGUUAGUUGUUUGCCUUUGCCUCUGGCUACUGGGAUGAGUUUGAAUGCACUGGAGUCACUGGGUGAUGAUGUUCUCUGCGUUGUCUCCACCACUUCGGCCUUCGCCCCUCGUCAGCCCGACCGCAUCCCUGAAAUUGCACAACUCUGCAAGAAGAAAGAUGUCUUUCAUUUGGUUAAUAACGCCUACGGCCUCCAGUGCAGCAAGUGCUGCUCCCUUAUAGAACAGGGGUGUCGUGUGGGGCGAGUAGAUUUGAUUGUCUCCAGCACCGAUAAGAAUUUCAUGACGCCGGUUGGAGGGGCCCUUGUUUACGGCCCUGAGCGCAGCUUGGUGUCUCGUGUCUCCGCCUGCUACCCGGGCCGUGCGAGUAUCAGCCCUAUUAUUGAUUUGUUCAUCACGCUGCUGCAAAUGGGUCGUUCAGGGCUAGAGGAUUUGCUGCAGCAAAGGAAGAGACACUUCUUGUGGUUUAAGCAGCAGCUAAAACAACUGACGGAGACACUCGGUCUCCGUUUGCUGCCUUGCGAAGAUAAUAAAAUAUCAGUUGCUGUUGAUCUGUCUCCUCUAGCAGAUAAACAAAAAGGAGAAGGCGUUUCUUUCUUGGGGUCUCAAUUAUACUACCGUCGGUGCUCCGGCCUUCGAGUUGUUUGCCCCUCAGAAAAGAGUGUUGUGGUUGGGGGCGUUGAAUUUGUUAGCUUCGGCAGUCACUGCAAAUUUAAACACCCUUACUGCUCUCUUGCAUGCGCUAUAGGUACGCAGCAGCAGCAGCAGCAGCAGCAGCAGGAGCAGCAGCAGCAGCAGCAGCAGUAG